AUGGUGUUCACCUCACCCUACCCCUCCAUACCCUUGCCAACAAAGCCGAUGCACAAAUGGGUCUUUGAAAAUCUCCGGAAGUUCGAAGAAGAACGGCCAAAUCAGCCAGUUUUCAUCGACGCCAACACGGGAGAACAGACUUUUGGCCAGCAAUUGUACGAAAGAACUUGUUCUUUGGCCAAUUUUCUGCAUAAAAAUGGCUUCGGACAGGGCGAUUUCAUAAUGGCGGCGUUGGAGAAUCGUUGGGAAUACAUGUGCAGCACUCUGGCGGCAUGCUCGUUGGGCGGGACCGUCAGUGGGGCCAAUCCGGUUUACACGGAGCGUAAGUAUUCUGGAAAGCUGUUUUUGGCAAAAAAUUAUUACAUUGGCAGCACCGUAUUUUACAAAAAAAGAACUUUUCGAAAUUUGCGAACUAAACUCAGACAACUGAAUUUCAAUGAAACUACAAGCUUAGAGUGGAAGAACCUCAUAAAAACAAAUUCUCAUAGAACAAAAUCUGACAAUAACGGACAGUUUCAGAGGUCGACAGAGCUAAUUUUAGGGCAGUACGAAGCAACGACACCCUUCUACAGUGAGGGACGUGAUCCAAUGGCAAAAAAGGCCUCAUUUUGCAACCCGGAAGGUACCACAAUGACUCCAAACCCUUCCCUUCUCUAAGCUAAAAAACUCCGCUUUGAAAAGCGCGCCCUUUCUUUCAAGGCGGGCUCUUCAAAGCGGGGUUCUUUAGCUUAGAGAAACGGAGGGUUUGGAGACAUUUUGGUUCCUUCCGGGAUGCAAAAUGAGACGUUUUUUGCCAUUGGAUCCGGUUCCUCACUGUAUAAGAAAUAAUUUCUUUGAGCUAUUUUUUUUGUACAGCGUAUUCCACUGUAAACCCGUGAGUUUGACCGAGAAAAAAAUGCUGCUUAUAAGGCCCUACAGAAACCGUGAUUUGAAUUCAAAAAGGAUGACUUUUCCCAAUAGUUUUUUUUUAAUAAAAUACGUCUUCUCUAAAGCCGAUCACAAAACUUUCAAACCCGCCUUUGCAGACGAACUCCUCCAUCAAACCCGUCUUUGUGCCGCGAAAAUUGUCAUCGUCCAAGCCUAUGCCCUUCCAAAGAUCCUCAGCUUUCUCCAUGAAGUUCCUCAUGUCAAGGUGGGUUAAUUCUCACAUUCAGUUCAUAAAAUCUCUUGAAUUUUUAGUUCAUCUUCACAGUUGGAUUGGAAGACUCUGUCGAGAACCCAAAGAUCAAAAUCAUCCGGUUUGAAGAUAUUAUGAAGAUUAAAGCGAGUUAUUUGCCGAACGUUGAAAUUGAUGUCAAAAAGGAUAUUUACUCGCUACCAGCGUCAAGUGGAACAACUGGCCUGAGGAAAGGCGUCAUCGUGACGCAUUUUACAAAUGCUUUCGCUACAGAAAGCUGUCUUAGGUAGCUCUUUUGAAUUUUUUUGAUUUGCGUAUAAUAUAAUAUUAUAGUAUGUCCUUACGCUAGGUUUGAAAGUCAUGUUUUAUGUCAAAAUUUCAGCUUUUACACCGACCGAGUGGCCAAGAAAAUCGAUAAAAACUGGAAUUGGCGGGACGAAAAGUUUCUGAUUGCGUUGCCAUUGGGCUUUGGAUAUGGUCAACUGAUAACUUGCGUCGCAAUGAUGUCCGGAGCCACCGCUGUCUUUAAUCGAACCGCUAAAAUUGAAGAUGUUGCAGCAGCUAUCGAUAAAUAUCAAGUAAGAAAAAAAAAUGAAUGAUUUCUCUGACCGACUCUCCUCUUUUCACUACUCUCUCGUUAACAAAAUUCCUUUAUUGUAAGACCCUAAACUCAUCAAUUUUUAGAUAAAAACCUACUUCCUCUCACCAAUGUUGCUCCUUGAUCUCAUCCAUUGGAAGAAAACGCAUCCAGAAAGCCUCAAGAGUCUAAGAAUGGUCAUAGCCGGAGGUGGCCCAAUUAAAGAUAAAGUCGCCGCUGAAAUCAGAAAAUAUCUGGGCUAUGUAACAAUGGUUGGGCAAUGUUACGGGAUGACUGAAUGCAUGUUGAUUGCUUGUCAUGAUUUGAUGAGUCCUAAUCCAGUAACUGCUACAGGAAGAAUUGUGCCGAACACUGAAGUUAGAGUAGGUUUUUAUGGACUUUUUUUGCAAGAUGACUUGGCUUUGUUUUUUCUGCCGAAUAGCUAUAUUCACAAGGUGUAGCUGGGCAACAUAGAGCUCCUUGUUAACCGUGGGGUUAUUUUCAAGCAUUUCCCGAUGCAUUUUUUGUCCUCGAUGAAAAACUAAAAAAGUGUCGGUAACGCAAAUUUUUGCCUCUUGGAUGGUUCACUUUUGAGCCUGAAAAAUAAUAAAAAAUUAAAUUUUCAAAAAAAUUAAAAGCACAGUUUUGUAGAGGAGAAAAAGCUGUACCAAGUGAAUAUAUUCACAUUACCAAACAAUGAACAAAUUCUUGUAAAACAAAAGAAUAAAAAAACGACGGAACUUUCUGAGCAACCCAUUACAAUAACUCCCGAUUAGAAAAACUUAUUCUAAUCGUUCAUUUUUAAGGUCUGGGAUCCAGAAGCCAAACGAGAGCUUGGAGUCAACGAAAUUGGAGAGGUUCAAGUCCGUCUACCCUCCUGCACCCCUGGUUAUCUAAACAAUCCGAAAGCCAAUGCCGAACUUUACACCGCCGACGGUUGGAUGGACACUGGAGAUAUUGGAUACGUUGAUGAGGAUUCUUUUGUCUUUCUGGUGGAUCGCAAAAAGGAGAUGAUAAAGGUAUCAGGACGUCAAGUGUCACCGGCUGAGCUGGAAGAUCUGCUAAUGGGACACCCGAAAGUUAAGGAUUGCGUGGUGGUGGGAUUGCCGGAUGAGGAGACAGAUGAGAGGAUCACUGGGUUUGUGGUGAAAGCGGAUGAGAGUUUGACGGAGGAGGAGUGCUUGAUGGCGGUGAAUUGUAAGUUCCUUGAGAUUUCAGGAAAGGAAAAAAACGUCUGUUGUAUGUCGUAUAUAGCUGAGACUCGGUAACUGGAGAUUUUUUUUGUCUGGGCAUUCGUUUUUUCAAGCAAGACCCACAGAAAGUUCAGGCUAUUUAGGAAAAAUGUAAUUGUAGCCUCAAUUUUAUUCAAAUUUUCAGCCGAAGUCAGCGGAUUCAAGAAGAUUGUUGGCGGCAUCCAUUUUAUGGACAUUAUUCCUCGAAACCCCAAUGGAAAAGUUUUGAGGCGGAAGAUUAAGGAAAUGUAUGCUGACAAACUGAACAACAACUUGGUGAAAUAA
Messenger RNA from Bursaphelenchus xylophilus (pine wood nematode), 3211 nucleotides. The record is from the annotation of a GenBank genome assembly. Lineage: Eukaryota; Metazoa; Nematoda; Chromadorea; Rhabditida; Aphelenchoididae.